AUGGUGAACGACGGUUUUACUCUCUUUUUGUCUUUAUCUUUCUCUUUUUUCUCUCUUUUAUUCUUUCCUUCAAUCUUAAUCUUUCUCGCUUGCUUUCUCUUCUUUUCUCUCUUCCUCUUUUAUCGAUUUAUCUAUCUACCCAUCUAUCUAUCUCAAUUUGAUUCGCUCUAUCUCAGUGUAUUUCUUACUUUCUAUCUAUCUAUCUAUCUAUCAGUUUAUUCAUAUCAUUCUAUCCAUCUAUCCAUCUAUCUAUCUCUGUCCGUUCAUAUCUAUCUAUCUAUCUAUCUAUCUAUCUAUCUAUCUCAAUUUGAUUCGCUCUAUCUCAGUGUAUUUCUUACUUUCUAUCUAUCUAUCUAUCUAUCUAUCUAUCUAUCUAUCUAUCUAUCUAUCUAUCACUAUCCAUCUAUCUAUCUCUGUCCGUUCAUAUCUAUCUAUCUAUCUAUCUCGGUUUAUUCAUAUCACUCUAUCCAUCUUAGUCUGUCCCUAUCUAUCUAUCUAUCUAUCUAUCUAUCAGUUUAUUCAUAUCAUUCUAUCCAUGUUAGUCCGUCCCUAUCUCUCUAUCUUUCUAUAUAUGUUCUUAUCUAUCUAUUUAUCUAUCUAGCUAUCCAUCUAUCUAUCUCUGUCCGUUCAUAUCUAUCUAUCUAUCUAUCUAUCUCGGUUUAUUCAUAUCACUCUAUCCAUCUUAGUCUGUCCCUAUCUAUCUAUCUAUCUAUCUAUCUAUCUCUUGCGCUUUUAAUAUUUUUAGUCAUUUCUCUCACUCCUUCCCACUCUCUACAUCAAUUACUCUAUCCUCAUCUCUUUGCCUCUCAUUCUAUCUAUCUCUCUUCCUCUCUUGCGUUCCCUUGA
Acanthosepion pharaonis is the source of this 846-nucleotide messenger RNA. Lineage: Eukaryota; Metazoa; Mollusca; Cephalopoda; Sepiida; Sepiidae. The record is from the annotation of a GenBank genome assembly.